AUUGUAUAAAUUUAUAAAAACACAUGUUGGAUGGUCGGACAAAGACUUGAGGGUCACUUAUCCAAAGAGAAACACAUUAAAUCAGCUGUCUUAGGUAAACCUUUUAAAGUAAGGUUGUAUUAUAAUUAUUUUCAUUUCUUUAUGUGUUUCAUAUCGUUACAAUGGCUUAUACACUACAAGUACAUGGGGAGAAGAGGGUGUACCCGAUUCCAAACGGGCUUUACGAAUUGAUGAGUGAUAUUGCGAGAGAGGUUCUCAGGAAUCAACCGUGCCACAUUGUAUCAUACAUCGCUGAAUACUUGGAAGCUUUGAUAAAGACAAAGACGCUCACAAAGGUCGCUUUGAAGGAAGUAGACGAUGUACUCUGCGGGGAAGAUCCUUGCGUUUCUCUGUGCAUCAGUUUUGGUGUGUCCUUAGACGUCGCCAAUCGUGCAGCAGCUAUUAUUCAGGCUGCGUUUUUGGGCUAUUUGGCAAGGAAAAAAAUGAAAAAACCGAGCUACGAAUUCGCUCCAGUUAACCCACCCACUGAAAUCACACUGGACAAAUUUUUAGAGGCUCACAAGAUAUCCUUUCUUCAAGCUACUGACGCCGCUAUCAAAAUACAGGCUUCAUGGAGAGGGUUUGCAGUAAGGAAACGCUUGAGAAGGGAAAAAGAACACGCUACUGCGCCGGACCAAUAUACAGUGGAAAGUUGGAAUCACGACUGGCUCUGGAAAGAAUUCGAAAUUACACCAGACAGUGAAGAAGCUUUGGUAUUCCACAAGGAGAAUCUCUUACCUAAACGUGUAUUUGAAAAAUCCAAAUAUCUCCCAAGGCGUAACAUCACAAUCGAUCACCAUAAGCUUAAAACUUUGUUCCGCGGAGAAAGAGAAGACUACGAACAAUUGGAUAACAGCGACUUUUCCGAUAGAGGCUCGAGGGAAAUGGAAUCUUGGGGAGAAGAGCAAGAAGCAUUUGUUGAAACACCUGCUUCAAAAGUUCAAGGAGAUGUUUAUGAAGAGAAAGACGUGAAAAGAAAGAAGCCCAAGACAGGAGGAAGUGGGGAAGGAGAUACCAUUUCGCAAGGAGGGACUCAGGACGAGUUCGCUGAAGAAUUCCGUAAAUCAUCAUCGUCGGUGGCUUCUAUCAAAGGAGAUGCCCUCGAAGAUAGAAUACCCGAAGAACACGAUAAAUCUUCCUAUCUACCAGAGACGCUGUCCAAUCCUACUUUCAUUCCUGAGGAAGAAUCGUCUUUUCAAGACACUUUGGGUACAGUUCGCACCUCUUAUCAUAUGGAAGGGGAAGGAGAACUUGAUCUGACUGCCGAUUCCGAAGACGAAGCAGGAAAUAUGGCGGAAUUCCGUCCACCGGUAGCGCCCUCAACUCUUAUGGACGAAACUGAAUAAUAGUAAUUUUUGACAAAUUAAAAGUGUUAGAAAAUAAAACGAUUCCUCAUCAGA
Cimex lectularius (bed bug) is the source of this 1439-nucleotide messenger RNA. RefSeq lists its product as uncharacterized. Gene Ontology annotation, molecular function: calmodulin binding. Bases 162 to 1385 code for a protein of 407 amino acids. The transcript is spliced from 11 exons. NCBI's taxonomy places the organism in Eukaryota, Metazoa, Arthropoda, Insecta, Hemiptera, Cimicidae. The record is from RefSeq and is a predicted model, not a curated record.